GGCCUCGCCCUCGCCCUCCGCCCCUGCGCCUGCACCGCGUAGGCCGCCCCCCGGCGCGCACCCCGUAGGCGACCCCCGCCCGCGCCCCGGUCGGCCCCCCCCAUUCCAAAUUUAAAGGGGGCGCAGCGUUCACGCCUCCCGCCCCAGGUGACCUCUCAGAGGUCUCCUCGCCCGAGGUGUCCCGCCGCUGAGGAACAUGGCGAAGGUGGAGCAGGUCCUGAGCCUCGAGCCGCAGCACGAGCUCAAAUUCCGAGGUCCCUUCACCGACGUUGUCACCACCAACCUAAAGCUUGGCAACCCGACAGACCGAAAUGUGUGUUUUAAAGUGAAGACCACAGCACCACGUAGGUACUGCGUGAGGCCCAACAGUGGGAUCAUUGAUGCAGGGGCCUCUAUUAAUGUAUCUGUGAUGUUACAGCCUUUCGAUUAUGAUCCCAAUGAGAAAAGUAAACACAAGUUUAUGGUUCAGUCUAUGUUUGCUCCAACUGACACUUCUGAUAUGGAAGCAGUAUGGAAGGAGGCAAAACCGGAAGACCUUAUGGAUUCAAAACUUAGAUGUGUGUUUGAAUUGCCAGCAGAAAAUGAUAAACCACAUGAUGUAGAAAUAAAUAAAAUUAUAUCCACAACUGCAUCAAAGACAGAAACCCCAACAGUGUCUAAAGCUCUGAGUUCUUCUUUGGAUGACACUGAAGUUAAGAAGGUGAUGGAAGAAUGUAAGCGGCUGCAGAGUGAAGUUCAGAGGCUGCGGGAAGAGAACAAGCAGUUCAAGGAGGAAGAUGGACUUCGGAUGAGGAAGGCAGCGCAGAGCAACAGCCCCGUUCCUGUGUUAGCCGCGGCUGGGAAGGAGGAGGGCCUCAGCACCCGGCUACUCGCGCUGGUGGUUUUGUUCUUUAUCGUUGGUGUAAUCAUAGGGAAGAUCGCCUUGUAGAGGCAGCAGGCAAAGGAUGGUAAAUUGGAUUGAUGGCUCCGCCAUAUCAUGGGAUUUAAAUGUAUCAUAACCGCGUGUAAAAAGAAGUUAAUGUAUGAUGACAUCUCACAGGUCUUGCCUUUAAAUUACCCCUCCCUGCGCGUGUGUGCUGCCGCACGCGUGCACACACACACAUAGAACAUAAAAUAACAAUCUUUUAGAAAGUUUAACAUGUAUAGUAAAUGAUUGGGGGAAAUGAAUGAUCCUUAUUAAUGACAAGGGAAACCAUGAUUAAACGAGACGGGCAUGUUGUACAUGUCAUUUUAAACACUUGUAGCCUUGGUCCACGUUGCUGAUCACCUCUCUUCCAGCCCGACACUCUUCCUUGCCUGUUGGUGCUGGCCCUCGGGGAGCUGGAGCCCAGCGCGGUGGAGAGUGCACCCCCCAAGGCGUCCUCCCCCGCUGCUCACUCCCUCCGGGCUGCUCCUCCACGUGUGCCCCGGCCGUCAGUUCCCUGGGACUGAUGGACAGAGCCUGAGGCCGAGAAGAACGGCGCUGUGGCAGCAUCGGCUGUGCUCGUCACGAGUUGGAGGUGUAUGUUGCCUGAGUGACCCAAUACUCUGGAAAUAAAAGUCAGUGAAGGCUUUGUUCUCUUAAAGGGACCAAGCUAGAUAACCAUUGGUUCGUGUCAUGAGAUUGAACUGUUAUUCAGAGAUGUUUAAUGCAUAUUUAACUUAUUUAAUGUAUUUCAUCUCAUGUUUUCUUGUCACAAGAUUAUAAUGAACUCUGUGGCCUAAAAUCACCUGUGCUACCUAACACUGCUGGGUGAAGCUGGCAUUGCUGCUGGAGUUUCUGGGCCGUACACACAUAUGGAGGUGCGGUUCCUUGGAAUGUUGGAGAACAGCUGCCAGGAAGUGGUUUUCUGUGCAAAUAAAUAACAACUCUCAUAGGGAGGGAAGUGCUUAGUAGUGGCAGUCAACUCCAGGUUACGCUUUCUGUGGGGAAGGGUAGCCGAUCUCUGUACUGUUCUUUCUUUCUGUGCUCCUCAGCCAGCGCUCACGCUUCAGCACACGUGCCCCAGUGUGGCCCUGACUUUCCCCAUGUGGCCCUAGCUGGGGAUCAGGGCAGGUGAGCCAGGCAGCGGGGGGGGGUGA
This is a messenger RNA of Physeter macrocephalus (sperm whale), 2061 nucleotides long. It is a transcript of the gene VAPB, whose product is annotated as VAMP associated protein B and C. Bases 197 to 928 code for a protein of 243 amino acids. The transcript is spliced from 6 exons. Gene Ontology annotation, cellular component: endoplasmic reticulum membrane; plasma membrane. The record is from RefSeq and is a predicted model, not a curated record. Gene Ontology annotation, molecular function: FFAT motif binding. NCBI's taxonomy places the organism in Eukaryota, Metazoa, Chordata, Mammalia, Artiodactyla, Physeteridae. Gene Ontology annotation, biological process: endoplasmic reticulum membrane organization.